CAGACGUACUUACAUAUAAAAAUAGCCGUCGAUAGACUGAACGUGGCGGGUCGGUGCUCGCUGACGCACAAAACUACGGUUGGAAUCUUCCUGCGAUUUCAUUAGUAGUUCUCAAUAUGUUUCGUAUUCUGCCUGCCGCAUUCUUGGCAGCGAGUGCCAGCGCCUCAGUGCUCCUAGCUAGAGAACCACCUACCAGAGUCAUUGAACGAGCCUCAACGUGCACUCCCGUGGCAGGGAAUAGUGGCUCGAUUGACGAUGUGCCCGCAUUGCAAUCAGCCAUUUCCAACUGCGCCUCAGGCACAAUCUACAUCCCUCCUUCGACGACGUACUAUGUCAAUUCAGUCCUCGACUUGACAGGCUGUGCAGGUUGCACACUCCAAAUUGAGGGCACAUUGAAGAUUGCUUCAGAUACCGACUAUUGGAACGGCAAAACAGCACAGAUUCUGGCCGACGACAUCACUGGACUGAAAAUAAUCUCGUCGACGGGAUCUGGUUUGAUUGAUGGCAACGGCCAGAAUGCCUACGAUCUUUUCGCGGAAGACUCGUCGUAUGAUCGUCCGACACUACUGUAUAUCACCGGAAGCAGUAAGAACGUCGUGGUACAGAACUUGAGGAUCAAGAACCCGCCCAAUGUAUUCGUCUCGGCCACAAGCGGAACGAGUAACAUCCAAUUCUCCAGUCUCACCCUAUCGGCCACUUCCAAAAGUGUAAAUCCCGCCAAGAACACGGACGGCUUCGAUAUUAGUGGGUCAUACAUUACCAUGAACGACAUCGAUAUCACCAAUGACGAUGACUGCAUCGCCUUCAAGCCUGGUGCCAACUAUGUCACCGUCACAGAUGUGACGUGUACCGGGAGCCACGGAUUGAGCGUUGGUAGUCUCGGAAACAAGCACGGCGCCACCGACACCGUGUCCAACAUCUAUGUCAACGGGGCAACCAUGGUUGACUCGACCAAGGCGGCAGGCAUCAAGCUCUACCCCGCGGGUGCUGAUCACGGCACCGCUGUCGUCAAGAACGUGACAUGGGAGAACGUCGUGGUGAAUAACUGCGACUACGCCUUCCAAAUACAAUCCUGCUACAGUGAAGACACGGACUAUUGCGAGGACACACCUAGCACGGCGACCCUCACGGGCAUCGUGGUCAAGGGCUUUUCGGGAACGACGAGCGACAAAUAUGAGCCGACAGUGGCGAACAUCAACUGCCCAGCAGGUGGCACUUGCGAUGUAGCUCUCUCUGGCAUGACUGUCAAGCCGCCGUCUGGAUCAGCGGAAUAUCUAUGCGCGAACACACCGAGUAGUCUGGGUAUCACUUGUACAAGCGGAGCUAGCGGUUAGUCAAGGGAACAAAGCCAUGAGCUUAUUAAUCAUGUCCAUUACCUACGUGUACCACCACAUGCGAUUUCAGGCAUGAUGCGCAGG
Molecule: messenger RNA, 1418 nt
Organism: Truncatella angustata
Lineage: Eukaryota; Fungi; Ascomycota; Sordariomycetes; Amphisphaeriales; Sporocadaceae
Product: putative extracellular exo-polygalacturonase
Exons: 1
Coding region: 117-1334 (405 amino acids)
Biological process (GO): carbohydrate metabolic process
Molecular function (GO): polygalacturonase activity
Source: RefSeq, a predicted model, not a curated record